Chaetura pelagica (chimney swift) is the source of this 1887-nucleotide messenger RNA. RefSeq names its product epsin 3 (gene EPN3). NCBI's taxonomy places the organism in Eukaryota, Metazoa, Chordata, Aves, Apodiformes, Apodidae. The record is from RefSeq and is a predicted model, not a curated record. The transcript has 10 exons. The coding region runs from base 1 to 1887 and encodes 628 amino acids. Gene Ontology annotation, biological process: endocytosis. Gene Ontology annotation, molecular function: phospholipid binding; clathrin binding. Gene Ontology annotation, cellular component: endosome; plasma membrane; clathrin vesicle coat.
AUGACGACCUCGGCGCUGCGCCGGCAGGUGAAGAACAUCGUGCACAACUACUCGGAGGCAGAGAUCAAAGUGCGGGAGGCCACCUCCAAUGAUCCCUGGGGACCCCCCAGCUCCCUGAUGUCGGAGAUAGCUGACCUGACCUUCAACACGGUGGCCUUCGCUGAGGUCAUGGGCAUGAUCUGGCGGCGGCUGAACGACAGCGGCAAGAACUGGCGUCACGUCUACAAAGCCCUCACCCUCCUGGACUACCUCAUCAAAACCGGCUCUGAGAAGGUGACCCACCAGUGCCGGGAGAACCUCUACACCAUCCAGACUCUGAAGGACUUCCAGUACGUGGACCGUGACGGCAAGGACCAGGGCAUCAACAUCCGAGAGAAGGUGAAGCAGGUGAUGGCGCUGCUGAAGGACGAGGAGCGGCUGAAGCAGGAGCGGGCGCACGCGCUGCAGACCAAGGAGCGCAUGGCCCUGGAGGGCAUGGGCAGUGGUAGCCACCAGGUCACCUAUGGCCGCCGUGCGUCACCCUAUGGUGAAGAUUACGGCCGGGCACGGGGCUCACCCUCCUCCUUUAACUCAUCAUCCUCAUCCCCACGGUUUGCCUCUGACCUGGAGCAAGCAAGGCCCCAGACAACGGGUGAGGAGGAGCUGCAGCUGCAGCUUGCACUGGCCAUGAGUCGGGAGGAGGCAGAGAAGAAGCCACUUCCUCCAAUUUCCAGUAGAGACGAAGAAAGGCAAUUGCAGCUCGCGCUCGCGCUGAGCAAAGAGGAGCACGAGAAGGAGGUGAGGACUUGGCAAGGAGAGAACUCCCUGCUGCAGAGAGCUGUGGAGGAGAGUGCCCAGGGUGGGGAGGAAGAGGAGGAAGAAGAAAAGAUGAAGAAAAGCCAGUCCUCUAUCCUGGAACUGGCAGAUAUAUUUGGGCCAGCCCCAGCCCCGUCCAGCCACACGUCUGCUGACCCAUGGGAUAUGCCAGAUAUGAAGCCCAAAGCAGAGCCAGCAGCCUCUGCCUGGGCUGGGGCAGCUGACCCCUGGGUGCCGGUCCCUGAUGCCGGUGGGGAGCCACUCUCCCAGGCAAGCACCUCUUCCCAGCAAAACUCCGCUGGGCCGUGGGAUUUUCCCCCUGGCACCACCACUGCUGCUGCCUCUGACCCUUGGGGGAAGGCGCCCUUGUCUUCUGGCUUCCCUCCUGCAGACCCCUGGGCAACAGCAUCCCCUCCAGCCCAGCCCUCUAGUUCUACACCAGCUGCUGAUCCUUGGGCUGCUGUGGCAGAACAACCUCCCAACCCUGCUCCAGGGGGAGACGCUUUCGACCCGUUUGCAAAACCACCUGGGUCAGCCGAGCCGCCGGAGCAGGAGCCCUCGCAGCCACCCUCCUCUGCCAAGUCCAACAGCCCCGUUGAGAUGGACCCCUUUAGUGACCUGUUCCCCAGCACCAAGCAGGAGGGGGCAAAGAACUUUGACCUCAGCAACCUGGCUGACUCCCUCCCUGAAUCCGGCAAGGAGCGGAAGGACUGUAAAACCCCUGAGGCCUUCCUCGGCCCUGCUGCCUCUUCCCUGGUCAACCUGGACUCCCUGGUCGCACCUGCACCAGCCUCCAAGACACGCAAUCCCUUUCUCUCGGGUCUGAGCACGCCGUCCCCCACCAACCCUUUCAGCCUCGCUGAGCAGCCCAAGCCAACGAGGAGCCACCCUGCCUGCACCCUGACCCCCCCACACCUGCUCGUGCACUCACGGGAGGGGAUUUUCAUCUCUGAGGACACAAAGAUCCUGCAGGUGCUGCUCUCUUACCCAUGGCUGUCGGGUGACUGUCACCCUAAAACUUUCCUAAAGGAUGUGGGUGGAGGGGGAGGGAGCCCUGGGGAUGCCAAGCUGGAGGGGAGCAGCCUCACCUGA